Messenger RNA from Paramecium tetraurelia, 1155 nucleotides. RefSeq lists its product as uncharacterized. NCBI's taxonomy places the organism in Eukaryota, Ciliophora, Oligohymenophorea, Peniculida, Parameciidae. The record is from RefSeq and is a predicted model, not a curated record. The transcript has 2 exons.
AUGUCCUAGCAAUUUUAAGGGAGGUCCUCUCACGGAUAAUUGGAAAGGAAAUUUGAACCAGCAGUUGAGAAUCCCAAACCUACCUAGCAGAUUAGAGAUAUCCAUGUGACAGGGGUAAAUCGAGAUUCUUCAAAAACCAUACAUUAUCCAAAAUAACCUAAGGUAAUCCACUUGAGUUUCAUUUAGCAGAUAUAAAUAAUCAAGGUUCCUUAAAGAUGUGGAAGUAACCAAACUGUGUGUUCGGUUUAGGGAUUUAGUACAUUAACAUAUGAUGAUAUUAGACCAAAAGAAAAAGAAGAGAGUGUAAUUAAUAAAAUUAUGAGACUCUUUACUCGAGAAGUUGAUCCUUGUAAAUGCUUACCUUAUUAAAAUAACACUUGCAUCAAGGCUAAAGAAUGGUUAGGCAAUUAUGAUGCUGAUAAAUUAAAGACUAAAUACUCUAAUUUAUUGGAAAGCAAAUGCGAACCAAAGAUCAUUAAACAAAUAAAUCUUGAUGUUGAAAGAACACAUCCUCUGAAGAAUUACCCCCAAAAAUUAUAAGAUUUAUAAUAGGUUUUGAUUGCGUAUUCCAAAUACAACAAAAUUGUUGGGUACAUGCAAGGAAUGAACUUUGUUGCUGCUGGGUUAAUAUAUCAUGCUGAUAAUUAUGUGGCUUUUGAAUUACUCAGAAAACUGAUUGAUUUACUGUAAAUGAACGAUCUAUAUUCCCCAAUGUCUCCUGGUUUAUCGAAGCAUAUCUAAUUGAUUGAUUAUCUAAUCCUAACCAAAAUGCCAGAUUUAUAUUCACAUUUUUGCAUCAACGGAGUCAAAGUCGACAUGUUUUGUGCCUCAUGGUUGUUUUCCUUAUUUGGGAUGAUGAUCCCCAUCCAGAAACAAGUGAAAUUGUUCGAUUGUAUCUUCAGGUAUGGUUGGACAUACAUCUAUCAAUUGAUUAUUGGUUUUCUUCUUUAUCAUUAAGAGAUUUUGAUGAGUGAAGAUAUGACUGGAAUUAUAUGCAUAUUGAGCCAAUAAAAUUAUAGAAUUGAUGACAAUGACCUUGAAGUAGAUUGGGAUGAGUUGCUUGUAAGCUUUCUCAUAAAUGUUAAAAUUAGUAAGACCUUUAUACAGGAGAUGCAUAUGAAAUUUGAUAGCAAGAUUUAGACAUUUAAAUUAUGA